CUCUCCUCUCCUCCCUCUCUGUCGUUUCCGAAAUCCACGGUCGGUCGUGGUCAGGGUUCAGUGAGCCUCUCCUGCAGGGGACAGGCGCAGGGGCCCUUCAGGGAGCUCACCCUGCCCUGCCCGGAGGUACUGCCUUUCCAGGAUUGGGGACGGCAGGUGUAGAAACAGUGAAAGUGCCUCGCGAUCCAGCCUCCUGGAUGAUGCCAGCCCUUUGUCCCCUCAGCCUCCGUCUGGCCCUCCUCGUGUUGCUGGGCACAGCCAGAGCAGGCCCCUUCUCUCCGCGGUCCAACGCAAGCCUCUCAGCCCCUCGGCCCCCUCCCCAGCCUGGGGGCCGCACCGUGGAGGCAGGUGGUGGAAGUCCUUCUUCGCAGCUCUAUGAGCACACCGUCGAAGGAGGGGAGAAGCAGGUGGUAUUCACCCACCGCAUUAACCUGCCCACUUCCACGGGCUGUGGCUGCCCCCCGGGCACAGAGCCCCCAGUCCCUGCCUCGGAGGUGCAGGCCCUGAGGGUCCGGCUGGAGAUCCUGGAGGAGCUGGUGAAGGGGCUCAAGGAACAGUGUGCUGGGGGGUGUUGCCCUGCGGCUGCCCAGGCUGGCACGGGUCAGACAGACGUGCGGAGCCUCUGCAGCCUCCACGGUGUGUUUGACCUGAGCCGCUGCACCUGUUCCUGUGAGCCAGGCUGGAGCGGACCCACCUGUUCCGACCCUGCAGACCCCGCGAUGCUCCCCUCCACCCAGCCCCCAGCCUCAGGGUCCUGCCCUGACGACUGUAACGAUCAGGGUCGCUGUGUCCGCGGUCGUUGUGUGUGCUUUCCUGGCUACACGGGCCCAAGCUGCAGCUGGCCUUCCUGCCCCGGGGACUGCCAGGGCCGCGGGCGCUGUGUGCAGGGCGUGUGCGUGUGUCGGGCCGGUUUCUCUGGUGCUGACUGCAGUCAGCGUUCCUGCCCCCGGGGCUGCAGCCAGAGGGGCCGCUGCGAGGACGGGCGUUGCGUGUGCGACCCUGGUUACACUGGUGAUGACUGUGGCACUCGGAUAUGUCCCUGGGACUGUGGCGAGGGUGGGCGCUGCGUGGACGGCCGCUGCGUGUGUUGGCCUGGAUACGCAGGAGAGGACUGUAGCACGCGGACUUGCCCGCGCGACUGCCGAGGCCGCGGGCGCUGCGAGGACGGCGAAUGCAUCUGCGACCCGGGCUACAGUGGGGACGACUGUGGCGUGCAACGCUGCCCAGGCGAUUGCAGCCAGAGAGGCCGCUGCGAGGAUGGGCGCUGUGUGUGCUGGCCGGGGUACACUGGGCCUGACUGCGGUGCGCGCGCCUGUCCGCGCGACUGCCGGGGCCGCGGGCGCUGCGAGAACGGCGUGUGCGUGUGCAACGCGGGCUAUAGCGGCGAGGACUGUGGCGUGCGCACCUGUCCUGGGGACUGUCGUGGGCGAGGCCGUUGUGAGAGUGGUCGCUGCGUGUGCUGGCCAGGUUAUACGGGCCGGGACUGCGGUACACUUGCCUGCCCAGGAGACUGUCGCGGGCGUGGCCGCUGCGUAGACGGUCGCUGCGUGUGCAACCCGGGUUUCACAGGUGAAGACUGCGGAAGCCGUCGGUGUCCAAACGAUUGCCGCGGGCACGGCCGCUGCGAAAACGGCAUGUGUGUGUGCGAGGCGGGCUACUCAGGUGAGGACUGCGGUGUGCGCAGCUGCCCCGGGGACUGCCGAGGUCGUGGCCAGUGCCUGGACGGGCGCUGCGUGUGUGAUGACGGCUACUCAGGCCAGGACUGCAGUGUGCGGCGGUGCCCGCAAGACUGCAACCAGCGGGGCACGUGCCAGGACGGGGUGUGCGCCUGCUGGGAAGGCUACGCGGGAGAGGACUGUGGCACCCGCACCUGCCCCUCCAAUUGUAACCGGCGUGGCCGCUGUGAGGACGGCCGUUGCGUGUGCGAUCCAGGCUACACUGGCCCCACCUGUGCCACACGCACCUGCCCGGCCGAUUGCCGGGGCCGCGGGCGCUGCGUGCAGGGAGUGUGCUUGUGCCACGUGGGCUACGGAGGCGAGGACUGCGGGCGAGAGGAACCUCCUGCCAGCGCCUGUCCCGGGGGCUGUGGGCCCCGGGAACUGUGCCGCGCCGGCCAAUGUGUGUGCGUGGAGGGCUUCCACGGCCCCGACUGCGCCAUCCAGACGUGCCCCGGGGACUGCCGCGGCCGCGGAGAGUGCCGUGAGGGCAGCUGCGUCUGCCAGGAUGGCUUCGCGGGGGAGGACUGUGGGGAAGAGAUUCCUGCCAUAGACAACAUGAGGAUGCACCUGCUGGAGGAGACCACCGUGCGCACAGAGUGGACCCGGACUCCCGGCCCUGUGGACGCCUAUGAAAUCCAAUUCACCCCCACGACAGAGGGGGUGAGCCCUCCGUUCACAGCACGGGUGCCCAGCUCUGCCUCAGCCUAUGAUCAGAGAGGAUUGGCUCCGGGUCAGGAGUACCAGGUCACUGUCCGUGCCCUCCGCGGGACCAGCUGGGGGCCUCCUGCCUCCAAGACCAUCACCACCAUGAUUGAUGGCCCCCAGGACCUCCGCGUAGUGGCUGUGACACCGACCACCCUGGAUCUCAGCUGGCUGCGCCCCCAGGCCGAGGUGGAUCGGUUUGUGGUGUCCUAUGUCAGUGCUGGCAACCAGAGGGUGCGGCUGGAAGUGCCCCCUGAAGCAGACAGGACAACGCUGACAGAGCUGAUGCCAGGCGUUGAGUAUGUGGUGACCGUCACCGCGGAGAGAGGCCGGGCAGUCAGCUACCCAGCUUCCGUCAGGGCCAACACAGCACCAGCCCACUACAGUUACCCGGAGGUGCGCCCCCCUGCCCCGCCCCCCCAGCCCCGCCCCCGGCCGGCCCCUGCCCAGCGGCCCCCGCGCCCCCCGAGGCCCACCGAGGAGAGGGAGGCGGAGUCCCGGCCCGAGCUCCAGCCCCAGCCCCCGCGGCGCCCGUGGGCCAACCUGACGGCCGAGCUGGGCCGCUUCCGCGGCACGGUGCAGGACCUGGAGCGCCACCUGCGGGCUCACGGCUACCCGCUGCGGGCCAACCAGACCUACACGUCGGUGGCACGCCACAUCCACGAGUACCUGCAGCGGCGCCUGGCAGGGACCCCGGGCCCCGCCGGCUCCCCCGCGCCCCCGUCCACGCCCCGCCGCUCUCGUCCCACCACCAGCCCCGUCCCGGGCACCUGGAAGCGGGACUCCACCCAGGGCAGCUACGGCCCCGCGUCCGAAAGCGCCGACUGGGGGCCCGCGGCUCGCCACCCCAAGCCGGAGGUGCUGGGCAGUGCCGCCGACGGCGGGCUCCUCGUCUCUCUCGAUGGGCUCCGCGGCCAGUUCGAGCGCGUUGUGCUGCGCUGGCGGCCUCAGGCGCCGGCAGAGGGCCCCGGUGGGGAGCUGGCCGUGCCAGGCACCGCGCGGACCGUCAGCCUGCCCGACCUCAGGCCCGGCACCACCUACCACGUGGAGGUUCACGGGGUGCGGGCGGGGCAGACCUCCAAGUCCUACGCCUUCGUCACUACCACAGGGUCCUCCCCAUCAGGCAUCCUGGGGCCUACCGAUGAGCCCCCUCCUGCCGGCCCCUCGACGACACAAGGAGCCCAGGGCCCCCUCCUCCAGCAGCGCCCCCAGGAGCUGGAAGAGCUGAGGGUGCUGGGCAAAGACAAGGCGGGGCGCCUGCGUGUGGCUUGGACUGCCCAGCCUGACACCUUCACCCACUUCCGGCUCUACCUACGAGUGCCUGAGUGGCCAGGGGCACAUGAGGAACUGCUGCCAGGGGACAGACGCCAGGCUCUGGUGCCCUCGCCCCCUCCUGGAUCCCCCUACGAGCUGUCACUUCAUGGGGUCCCUCCCAGAGGCGAGCCCUCUGCUCCCAUCACCUACCAAGGCAUCAUGGAGCCAGAGGAGGAGAAACCUGGGGAGCCCCCAAGGAUCCCGCGCCUGGGCCAGCUGUCAGUGACCGGCUUGACCUCUGACUCGCUGCUCCUGCACUGGACAGUCCCCGAGGGCGAGUUCGACUCCUUUGUGAUCCAGUACAAGGACAAGGAUGGGCCCCGGGCAGUACCUGUGGAGGGGCCCCAACGCUCAGUCCCCAUCACCUCCCUGGAGCCAGGCCGCAAGUACAAGUUCGUCCUAUAUGGCCUGGUGGGCAAGAAGAGGCAUGGCCCCUUGGUGGCUGAAGGCAAGAUACUGCCUCACAGUGAUCCCAGCCCAGCGGCAGCUCCCCGCCUUGGGAAGCUGUGGGUGACGGACCCCACCCCAGACUCGCUGCAGCUCUCCUGGACCGUCCCUGAGGGCCAGUUUGACUCCUUCAUGGUCCAGUACCGGGAUCCGGCCGGCCGGCCCCAGGUGGUGCCUGUAGAGGGGCCCGAGCGCUCAGUCGUCAUCUCCCCCCUGGACGCUGACCACAAGUACAGAUUCGCUUUGUUUGGGAUGGCCAACAAGAAGCGCUAUGGCCCACUCACAGCGGAGGGCACCACUGCCCCAGAGAGGACGGAGGAGCCCUCCCGGCCUGCAUCACCUGAGCAGCCCAUCCUCGGGGAACUGACAGUGACUGGCGUGACUCCUACCACCAUGCACCUGUCCUGGACCAAGCCUCAGGGCCCCUUCGACUCCUUUGUGGUCCAGUACAAGGAUGCUCAGGGGCAGCCCCGGGCAGUGCCUGUCGGUGGGGAUGAGAAUGAGGUCACCAUUGCCGGCCUGGAGCCCGACCGGAAGUAUAAGAUGAACCUCUAUGGGCUUCAUGGAAGGCAGCGUGUGGGGCCAGUGUCUGUAGUUGCCAAGACGGCCACUCAGGAGAUUGUGGACAAGACCCCUGCCCCGACAGAGCCCAGCACAGAGGCCCUGGAGACCCCCGAGGAGCCAGUCCUGGGGGAGCUGACAGUGACUGGGUCAUCCCCAGACUCUCUGAGCCUGUCGUGGACCGUACCCCAGGGACACUUCGACUCCUUCAGCAUCCAGUACAAGGACAGGGAAGGACGACCCCAGGUGGUGCGCGUUGGGGGAGAGGAGCGUGAGGUGGCUGUGGAGGGCCUGGAGCCGGGGCGCAAGUACAAGAUGAACCUAUACGGCCUGCACGAGGGGCAGCGCGUGGGCCCUGUGUCCACCGUGGGCGUGACGGCCCCACAAGAGGAAGAAGAGGCUCCUGUAGCCACACAGCCACCCCUGGAGCCACGCCUCGGGGAGCUGACAGUGACGGAUGUGACCUCCAACUCCGUGGGCCUCUCAUGGAUGGUCCCCGAGGGCCAGUUUGACUCCUUCAUGGUCCAGUAUGAGGACAGGGAUGGGCAGCCCCAUGUGGUGCCUGUGGCUGCAGACCAGCUCAAAGUCACUGUCCCCAACCUGGAGCCAGCAAGGACCUACAAGAUAGACUUCUAUGGGGUCCAUGGGGGGCAGCACGUAGGCCCCCUGUCUGUGGUGGUCAUGACAGAUCCCCUCCCUCCAGCCCCCACCACCGAGGCCACGGAGCCCCUGGUGGAGCCGCGCCUAGGGGAGUUGAUGGUGACAGGCGUGACUUUAGACUCUGUGGUUCUCUCAUGGACAGUCCCUGAGGGUGAAUUUGAUUCCUUUGUGGUCCAGUACAAGGACAGGGCUGGGCAGCCCCAGGUGGUACCUGUGCCCUCAGACCAGCGGGAGGUCACGGUCCCGGGCCUGGAGCCCUCCCGCAAAUACAAGUUUCUGCUGUUCGGUAUCCAGGACGGGAAACGACGUGACUCAGCCUCUGUGGAGGCAAAGACGGGUGAUGCCAGCCCAGUGGCCCCGCCCCGCCUUGGGGAGCUGUGGAUAACGGACCCCACUCUGGACUCACUGCGUCUCCACUGGACAGUUCCUGAGGGCCACUUUGACUCUUUCAUGGUUCAGUUCAAGGACAAGGAUGGGCCUCAAAUGGUGCCCGUGGAAGGCCACUCACGCUCAGUCACAGUGGGCCCUCUGGACGCUGGCCGCAAGUACAGAUUCCUCCUCUAUGGCCUUGUGGGCAAGAAGCGCCAUGGCCCGCUCUCCGCCGAUGGCACCACUGAGAGCCCCCGUGCCAUGGAGGAGACUGGCAUAAAGCGGACCCCGAAACCUCGGCUCGGGGAGGAGCUGCAGGUGACCGGAGUGACCCCGGACUCGGUGGACCUCUCAUGGACAGUCUCUGAGGGCCAGUUUGACUCCUUUGUGGUCCAGUACAAGGACAGAGCUGGGCAGCCUCAGGUGGUGCCCGUGGCAGGCAGCCUCAGGGAGGUCCGUGUCCCGGGCCUGGAGCCAGCCCGCAGGUACAAGCUGCUGCUCUAUGGGUUGCGUGACGGCAAGCGCGUGGGGCCCAUUUCCACCAUGGCCAUGACCGUCCCCAGGGAAGAACCUGAAGGCGAGAUCAAGGCCACACAGCCUCCAGCCCCAGAGCCUCGCCUUGGGAAGCUGAGAGUGGAGGAGGCCACACAGCACGGCCUGCGGCUCUCGUGGUCGAUGAUCGAGGGAGAAUGUGACUCAUUCGAAGUGCAGUACACAGAUGAAGACGGGCAGCUCAACGUGGCCACUGUAGGGGGUGACCAAAGCGACAUUACCCUGACUGGCCUGGAAUCUGAUCACAGAUACCUGGUGACCCUGAACGGAUACUGGGAUGGGCAGCGCGUGGGUCUUGGCCGCAUCGAGGCCCAUACAGUCGCACAGGAAGAGGAGGAGGAUCAGCCUUUAGAACCUACUACCACAACUCCCGAGUCCCCCACCAAGCCACGCCUCGGGCAGCUGACUGUGACAGACGCCACCCCCGACUCCCUGAGCCUCUCCUGGACAGUCCCCGAGGGACACUUUGACCACUUCCUGGUCCAGUACAAGAACGGAGACGGGCAGCCCAAAGUGGUGCGGGUGCCAGGCCAUGAGGAUGAGGUGACCCUGUCGGGCCUGGAGCCAGACCAUAAGUACAAGGUGAACUUGUACGGCUUCCACAGUGGCCAGCGCACGGGCCCUGUGUCAGCAGUGGGGGUGACUGCUGCCGAGGAGGAGACACCCUCAGAACCCACAGAGGUGGAUGAGAUCCCCACCCCCACAGAACCCAGCACAGAGGCCCCAGUGCCCUCCGAGGAGACAGUCCUGGGAGAGCUGACGGUGACUGGGUCAUCCCCAGACUCUCUGAGCCUGUCAUGGACCGUACCCCAGGGACACUUCGACUCCUUCAGCAUCCAGUACAAGGACAGGGAAGGACGACCCCAGGUGGUGCGCGUUGGGGGAGAGGAGCGUGAGGUGGCCGUGGAGGGCCUGGAGCCGGGGCGCAAGUACAAGAUGAACCUGUAUGGCCUGCACGAGGGGCGGCGCGUGGGCCCCGUGUCCACCGUGGGCGUGACGGCCCCUGAAGAGGAGCCUCCUGCUGUCCCCCUCCCGAAGCCACACCUGGGGCAGCUGACUGUGACAGACGCCACCCCCGACUCCCUGAGCCUCUCCUGGACAGUCCCCGAGGGACACUUUGACCACUUCCUGGUCCAGUACAAGAAUGGAGACGGGCAGCCCAAGGUGGUGCGGGUGCCAGGCCAUGAGGAUGAGGUGACCCUGUCGGGCCUGGAGCCAGACCACAAGUACAAGGUGAACCUGUACGGCUUCCACAGCGGCCAGCGCACAGGCCCUGUGUCAGCGGUGGGGGUGACUGCCCCCAGAGAAGAUGAAGGAACAACAUUAGCCUCGACUGAAGCCCUGACCUCGACCCCUGAGCCCCCCACCAAGCCACGCCUCGGGCAGCUGACUGUGACAGACGCCACCCCUGACUCCCUGAGCCUCUCCUGGACAGUCCCCGAGGGACACUUUGACCACUUCCUGGUCCAGUACAAAAACGGAGACGGGCAGCCCAAGGUGGUGCGGGUGCCAGGCCAUGAGGAUGAGGUGACCCUGUCGGGCCUGGAGCCAGACCACAAGUACAAGGUGAACCUGUACGGCUUCCACAGCGGCCAGCGCACAGGCCCUGUGUCAGCAGUGGGGGUGACUGCUGCCGAGGAGGAGACACCCUCAGAACCCACAGAGGUGGAUGAGAUCCCCACCCCCACAGAGCCCAGCACAGAGGCCCCAGUGCCCUCCGUGGAGCCAGUCCUGGGGGAGCUGACGGUGACUGGAUCAUCCCCGGACUCUCUGAGCCUGUCGUGGACCGUACCCCAGGGACACUUCGACUCCUUCAGCAUCCAGUACAAGGACAGGGAAGGACGACCCCAGGUGGUGCGCGUUGGGGGAGAGGAGCGUGAGGUGGCCGUGGAGGGCCUGGAGCCAGGGCGCAAGUACAAGAUGAACCUGUAUGGCCUGCACGAGGGGCGGCGCGUGGGCCCUGUGUCCACCAUGGGCGUGACGGACAUGCAGGAGAUUGUGGAUGAGACCCCCACCCCCACAGAGCCCAGCACAGAGGCCCCAGUGCCCUCCGUGGAGCCAGUCCUGGGGGAGCUGACGGUGACUGGGUCAUCCCCGGACUCUCUGAGCCUGUCGUGGACCGUACCCCAGGGACACUUCGACUCCUUCAGCAUCCAGUACAAGGACAGGGAAGGACGACCCCAGGUGGUGCGCGUUGGGGGAGAGGAGCAUGAGGUGGCCGUGGAGGGCCUGGAGCCAGGGCGCAAGUACAAGAUGAACCUGUAUGGCCUGCAUGAGGGGCGGCGCGUGGGCCCCGUGUCCACUGUGGGCGUGACGGCUCCCAAGGACGAACCUGUCACCACUCAGGCCACACCCACCGCGACUCCCGAGCCCCCCACCAAGCCACGCCUCGGGCAGCUGACUGUGACAGACGCCACCCCCGACUCCCUGAGCCUCUCCUGGACAGUCUCCGAGGGACACUUUGACCACUUCUUGGUCCAGUACAAGAAUGGAGACGGGCAGCCCAAAGUGGUGCGGGUGCCAGGCCGUGAGGAUAAGGUGACCCUGUCGGGCCUGGAGCCAGACCACAAGUACAAGGUGAACCUGUACGGCUUCCACAGCGGCCAGCGCACAGGGCCUGUGUCAGCGGUGGGGGUGACUGCUGCCGAGGAGGAGACACCCUCAGAACCCACAGAGGUGGAUGAGACCCCCACCCCCACAAAGCCCAGCACAGAGGCCCCAGUGCCCUCCGAGGAGACAGUCCUGGGAGAGCUGACGGUGACUGGGUCAUCCCCGGACUCUCUGAGCCUGUCGUGGACCGUACCCCAGGGACACUUCGACUCCUUCAGCAUCCAGUACAAGGACAGGGAAGGACGACCCCAGGUGGUGCGCGUUGGGGGAGAGGAGCGUGAGGUGGCCGUGGAGGGCCUGGAGCCGGGGCGCAAGUACAAGAUGAACCUGUAUGGCCUGCACGAGGGGCGGCGCGUGGGCCCCGUGUCCACCGUGGGCGUGACGGCUCCCAAGGACGAACCUGUCACCACUCAGGCCACACCCACCAUGACCCCCGAGCCCCCCACCAAGCCACGCCUCGGGCAGCUGACUGUGACAGACGCCACCCCCGACUCCCUGAGCCUCUCCUGGACAGUCUCCGAGGGACACUUUGACCACUUCUUGGUCCAGUACAAGAACGGAGACGGGCAGCCCAAGGUGGUGCGGGUGCCAGGCCAUGAGGAUGAGGUGACCCUGUCGGGCCUGGAGCCAGACCACAAGUACAAGGUGAACCUGUACGGCUUCCACAGCGGCCAGCGCACGGGCCCUGUGUCAGCGGUGGGGGUGACUGCUGCCGAGGAGGAGACACCCUCAGAAGCCACAGAGGUGGAUGAGAUCCCCACCCCCACAGAGCCCAGCACAGAGGCCCCAGUGCCCUCCGAGGAGCCAGUCCUGGGGGAGCUGACGGUGACUGGGUCAUCCCCGGACUCUCUGAGCCUGUCGUGGACCGUACCCCAGGGACACUUCGACUCCUUCAGCAUCCAGUACAAGGAUAGGGAAGGACGACCCCAGGUGGUGCGCGUUGGGGGAGAGGAGCGUGAGGUGGCCGUGGAGGGCCUGGAGCCAGGGCGCAAGUACAAGAUGAACCUGUAUGGCCUGCACGAGGGGCGGCGUGUGGGCCCUGUGUCCACCGUGGGCGUGACGGCCCCCCUUCCCACACAGCCUCCCUCAGAGCCCCGCCUGGGGGAGCUGGAGGUGGUGGCCGUGACCUCGGACACAGCACGCCUCUCCUGGACUGUGGCCCAGGGUCCCUUUGACUCCUUUCUGGUCCAGUACAAGGAUGCACAGGGUCAGCCCAAGUCGGUGCCCGUGAGCACAGAGCUCCGUGAGGUCACAGUCUCAGGCCUGGACCCGGCCCGCAAGUACAAGUUCCUGCUGUUUGGACUCCAGGAUGGAAAACGCCACGGGCCACUUUCUGUGGAGGCAAAAACGAUCCCAGACACAAAGCCCCCUCCCCGCCUGGGGGAGCUGACGGUGACAGACAUGACGCCCAACUCCAUGAGCCUCUCCUGGACCGUCUCUGAGGGUGAAUUUGACUCUUUCCUGGUCCAACACAAGGACAGGGAUGGACAGCUGCAAGCAGUGCCCGUGGCUGGUGACCAGCGCGAGCUCACCAUCCCUGACUUGGAGCCGGGCAGAAAGUACAGGUUCCUGCUCUAUGGCCUGGUGGGCAGGAAGCGGCUAGGCCCUGUUUCCACCGACGGUGCCACAGCUCCCCUGGAGAAGGAUCGGCAGCCCCCAGCCCUCCUGGGGGAGCUGGCAGUGACAGAUGAAACCUUGGACUCUCUGCGCCUGUCGUGGACGGUGGCCCAGGGCACCUUCGACUCCUUCGUGCUGCAGUACAGGGACACAGAGCGGCAGCCACAGGCAGUGCCCAUGGCCGCAGACCAGCGGGAGGCCACUGUGCGGGGCCUGGCGCCCGGCCGGAAGUACAAGUUCCUCCUCUAUGGGCUCCUUGGGGGAAAGCGCUUGGGCCCGAUCUCAGCCCUGGGAAUGACAGUUCCGAAGGAGGAAACACCAUCCCCAGAGGAGGACACGCCGGCCCCAGGGAUCCCUGAGCCCCGUGAAGAGCCCCUCCUGGGGGAGCUGGUGGUGACGGACACAGCCCCCAACUCCCUGCGCCUCUCCUGGAGCGUGGCCCGGGGCCCCUUCGACUCCUUUGUGGUCCAGUACCAGGACACGGAUGGGCAGCCCCAGGCCUUGCUCAUGGACAGUGACCAGAACAAGGUCCUCAUCUCAGCCCUGGAGCCCAGCACCACCUACAGGUUCUUCCUCUAUGGACUCCACGAGGGGAAGCGCCUGGGGCCCCUCUUAGCCGAGGGCACCACGGGGCCAGCUCCUGCUGGUCAGACCCUAGGGGAGCUGGGGCCUCGUCUGUCCCAGUUGUCUGUGAGUGAUGUGACCACCAGCUCCCUGCGACUCAACUGGGAGGCACCACCCGGAGCCUUCGAUUCCUUCCUGCUCCGCUUUGGGGUUCCGACCCCGAGCACAGUGGAGCCGCACCUGCGUCCCCUGCUGCAGCGGGAGCUGAUGGUGCCCGGCACGCGGCGCUCGGCUGUGCUCCGGGACCUGCGGCCGGGCACGCUAUACAGCCUGACGCUGUAUGGGCUGCGCGGGCCGUACAAGGCCGACAGCAUUCAGGGCACUGCCCGCACCCUCAGCCCAGUUCUGGAGAGCCCCCGCGACCUCCAGUUCACUGAUGUCAGAGAGACCUCAGCCAUGGUCAGCUGGACGCCCCCACCCUCCAGGGUGGACAGCUUCAAAGUGUCCUACCAGCUGGCGGAUGGAGGAGAGCCACAGAGCGUGCAGGUGGACGGGCGAGCCCAGGCCCAUCAGCUCCAGGGGCUCCAGUCCGGCACCCGCUAUGAGGUGACUGUGGUCUCCGUCCGUGGCUUUGAGGAGAGCGAACCUCUCACCGGCUUCCUCACCACGGUGCCUGAUGGCCCCACUCAGCUGCGCGCCCUGAACCUGACGGAAGGAUCCACCUUGCUGCACUGGAUGCCUCCGCGGGCCCCGGUGGACAAAUAUAAUGUUCGGGUCACAGCCCCCGGGGCCCCACCCCUGCAGGGCUCGGCCCCAGGCAGUGCUGUGGACUACCCUCUGCAAGACCUGAUGCUCCACACCAACUACACGGCCACCGUGCGUGGCCUCCGGGGCCCCAACUUCACCUCCCCAGCAAGCAUCUCCUUCACCACAGGGAUGAAGGCCCCCCAAGACUUGGAAGCCAAGGAGGUGACCCCUCGGACUGCCCUGCUCACAUGGACUGAACCCCAAGUCCCACCCACAGGCUACCUGCUCAGUUUCGAAACCCCUGGGGGACAGACGCAGGAAAUCCUGCUCCCAGGAGGGCUCACCUCACACAAGCUCCUCCGCCUCUUCCCUUCCACCCUGUACAACGUUCGGCUGCAGGCCAUGUGGGGCGACAGCCUCACGCCACCCCUGGCCACCUCUUUCACUACUGGUGGCCUUCAGGUUCCCUUCCCCAGGGACUGUGGGGAGGAGAUGCGGAACGGUGCUGGCUCCUCGAGGACCACCACCAUCUUCCUCAAUGGCAACCGCGAGCGGCCGCUGGACGUGUUCUGCGACAUGGAGACAGACGGAGGUGGCUGGCUGGUGUUCCAGCGGCGCAUGGAUGGGAAGACGGACUUCUGGAGGGACUGGGAGGACUACGCCCAUGGUUUUGGGAACCUCUCUGGGGAGUUUUGGCUAGGCAACGAGGCCCUGCACAGCCUGACGCAGGCUGGCGACUACUCCAUGCGCGUGGACCUGCGGGCUGGGGAUGAGGCUGUUUUCGCACAAUACGACUCCUUCCGCGUGGGCUCAGCCGCCGACUACUACCGCCUCCACCUGGAGGGCUACCACGGCACCGCAGGUGAUGCCAUGAGCUACCAUAGCGGCAGCGUCUUUUCUGCCCGGGAUCGAGACCCCAACAACUUGCUCAUCUCCUGUGCUGUCUCCUACCGUGGGGCCUGGUGGUACAGGAACUGCCACUAUGCCAACCUCAACGGGCUCUAUGGAAGCACGGUGGACCACCAGGGUGUGAGCUGGUACUACUGGAAGGGCUUCGAGUUCUCGGUGCCCUUCACGGAAAUGAAGCUGAGACCAAGAAGCUACCAGCCGCCAGCUGAGGGCGGUUAACCCACCACCCACUCCUGGCACCCCAGUUUGACUGCCGAGCACUGAGGGGUCGCAAGGAGGGAGAGAGGAGAAGCCGGGGCCGCCGGAAAAGGCCUUCUCUGCCCGCGAUCUCGCAGCACCAUGUUUACAGGGGGGAGGGGAGGGGUUGUGCGGGAGCAAUAAAACAGAAACAGAG
Ochotona princeps (American pika) is the source of this 13164-nucleotide messenger RNA. It is a transcript of the gene TNXB, whose product is annotated as tenascin XB. The record is from RefSeq and is a predicted model, not a curated record. Bases 198 to 12989 code for a protein of 4263 amino acids. Lineage: Eukaryota; Metazoa; Chordata; Mammalia; Lagomorpha; Ochotonidae. Gene Ontology annotation, molecular function: protein binding. The transcript is spliced from 43 exons.